Messenger RNA from Ochotona princeps (American pika), 5253 nucleotides. It is a transcript of the gene PHLDB1, whose product is annotated as pleckstrin homology like domain family B member 1. NCBI's taxonomy places the organism in Eukaryota, Metazoa, Chordata, Mammalia, Lagomorpha, Ochotonidae. Gene Ontology annotation, cellular component: basal cortex. Bases 300 to 4949 code for a protein of 1549 amino acids. The record is from RefSeq and is a predicted model, not a curated record. Gene Ontology annotation, molecular function: protein binding. Gene Ontology annotation, biological process: regulation of microtubule cytoskeleton organization. The transcript has 26 exons.
UCAGCGAGCUCCCAGGGAAAAGCAACAGUGUCCUCCUGAGCCCGAGGCCGCCGCGGCCCAACCGAGCUGAGACCCCGGUGUCUCCCCCUUACAGCACACACACCUACCAAACCCGGCCCCGGUGAAGGGCACCCCUUCCCCUGACGUUUGCGGGGGCCCCAUUCGCAGCACCUCUGCGCCUGGGCCAGGCGAAGCCGCGGGGCCCCGGCCAAAGUCCUCAGCUCAGCGUUGGGCCUGGGGGCUCGGAAGAAACCCGCACAGGAAGAGGGCCACCGCAGGAACUCUGGAACCCUAGGACCAUGGAUGCUCUCAACAGGAACCAGGGAGGCCCUGGAGGCAAGACCCAGGCAGUGGUGCAGAAAGGGCCCUUGGACUUGAUCGACACAGGCAAAGGACUGAAGGUGCAGACGGACAAACCGCAUCUGGUGAGCCUGGGCAGCGGGCGCCUCAGCACGGCUGUCACCCUCCUGCCGCUGGAGGAAGGGAGGACAGUAAUUGGUUCGGCAGCCCGGGACAUCUCAUUGCAGGGCCCGGGCCUGGCUCCAGAGCACUGCUACAUCGAGAACCUUCAGGGCACCCUCACCCUUUACCCCUGUGGCAAUGCCUGCAGUAUCGAUGGGCUCCCUGUCCGCCAGCCCACCCGGCUCACUCAGGGCUGCAUGUUGUGCCUGGGUCAGUCCACCUUCCUUCGCUUUAACCACCCCGCUGAAGCCAAGUGGAUGAAGAGCAUGAUUCCAGCAGGGGGCCUGGCCCCUGGGCCUCCCUAUAGCCCUGGUCCUGCGGAAUCAGAAAGCCUGGUGAACGGGAACCACGCCCCGCAGCCUUCCGGACGGGGGCCUGCAGCCUGUGCCAGCCACAGUUCCCUGGUGAGCUCUAUUGAGAAGGACCUGCAAGAAAUUAUGGACUCACUGGUGCUAGAAGAGCCCGGAGCUGCCGCUGGCAAGAAGCCUGCUGCCACAUCCCCACUGUCACCGCUGGCUAACGGAGGGCGCUACCUACUAUCCCCGCCCACCAGCCCGGGGGCCAUGUCUGUGGGUUCCAGCUAUGAGAACACCUCUCCAGCCUUCUCUCCGCUCUCCUCACCAGCCAGCAGUGGAAGCUGUGCCAGCCAUUCCCCAAGUGGGCAGGAGCCAGGGCCUUCUGUGCCCCCAUUGGUGCCUGCCCGUUCCUCCAGCUACCACCUGGCUCUGCAGCCCCCGCAGCCCCGGCCCAGUGGCUCCCGCUCUUCUGAAAGCCCCCGGCUGGGCAGGAAGGGGAGUCAUCCUGAGAGGCCCCCCAGCCCUGGCCUCCGGGGUCUGCUGACUGACAGCCCGGCCUCCACGGUCUUGGCAGAGGCCCGCAGAGCCAAUGAGAACCCCCGGCUGGGUGGGCAGCUGCCUGUAGUGGCCAUCAGCCUGAGUGAAUACCCGACUUCUGGUGGCCGCAGCCAAGCCACCGGUAUUCCUGGCAGCCCCAAGUUCCAGCCCCCAGUGCCAGCUCCCCGCAGCAAGAUGGGCACGCUCCAGGACCGCCCCCCGAGUCCUUUCCGUGAGCCGCCAGGCUCUGAGCGAGGCCUGCCAGCCAGCCCUUCGCGCCCGCUGGUGGGGCGAACAUUUUCGGAUGGGCCAGCCACCCGCAGCCUGCAGCCUCCCGAGAGCCCGCGCCUGGGCCGCCGGGGCCUGGACAGCAUGCGGGAGCUCCCUCCUUUAAGCCCCUCUCUGUCCCGGCGUGCGCUCUCACCACUUCCCACCCGGACCACAGCCCCGGACCCCAAGCUAACGAGGGAAGUGGCUGAGAGCCCCCGGCCCCGGCGCUGGGCAGCCCAAGGUCCAUCACUGGAGGACUUCUCCCUGACGCUGGGUUCCCGAGGGCGGAGGACACGGAGCCCCUCACCUACCCUGGGGGAGCCCCUGACACCCCGAAAGGGCAGCUUCAGUGGCAGACUGAGCCCGGCCUACAGCCUGGGCUCUCUCACCGGGGCCUCCCCCCGCCAGAGCCCUCGGGCACAGAGGAAGCUGUCCAGCGGGGACUUGCGGGUGCCCAUCACACGGGAGCGGAAGAACAGCAUCACGGAGAUCAGCGACAAUGAGGACGACCUCCUGGAGUACCACCGGCGGCAGCGCCAAGAGCGCCUGCGGGAGCAGGAGAUGGAGAGGCUGGAACGCCAGCGCCUGGAGACCAUCCUGAACUUGUGUGCUGAGUAUAGCCGGGCUGACGGGGGACCUGAGGCCGGGGAGCUGCCCAGCAUUGGGGAGGCCACGGCAGCCCUGGCACUGGCCAGCCGGAGGCCCUCCCGAGGCCUUGCGGGGGCCAUGGCGACCUCUGGACGGAGCAUGGAGGAGCCUGGUGCCAGCAGCCAACGCCUGUGGGACAGCGUGGACCGCUCUGACGAGGAGAAUCUUAAGGAGGAGUGCAGUAGCACGGAGAGCACCCAGCAGGAGCAGGAAGAUGCACCUGGUACUAAGCUCCAGGGAGACGUGCUGGCUCUGGAGGAGGAGCGGGCACAGGUGCUGGGGCGCGUGGAGCAGCUCAAGGUACGCGUGAAGGAGUUGGAGCAGCAGCUGCAGGAGUCAGCCCGUGAGGCGGAAAUGGAGCAGGCUUUACUGCAGGGGGAGAGGGAGGCAGAGCGGACGCUGCUGCAGAAGGAGCAGAAGGCGGUGGAGCAGCUGCAGGAGAAGCUGGUGGCCCUAGAAACGGGCAUCCAGAAGGAGAGGGAUAAGGAGAGGGCGGAGCUGGCCGCGGGAAGGAGGCACCUGGAGGCCCGCCAGGCGCUCUACGCCGAGCUCCAGACGCAGCUCGAUAACUGCCCCGAGUCAGUGCGGGAACAGUUACAGGAGCAGCUGAGAAGGGAGGCGGAGGCCCUAGAGACGGAGACCAAGCUCUUUGAGGACCUGGAGUUCCAACAGCUGGAACGGGAAAGUCGCGUGGAAGAGGAGCGUGAGCUGGCAGGCCAGGGAGUGCUGCGCAGCAAGGCUGAGCUGCUCCGCAGUGUGGCCAAGCGGAAGGAGCGCCUAGCAGUGCUUGACAGUCAGGCUGGGCAGAUCCGGGCCCAGGCCGUGCAGGAGUCAGAACGCCUGGCCCGCGACAAGAAUGCAUCCCUGCAGCUGCUGCAGAAGGAGAAGGAGAGGCUGGCCAUGCUAGAGAGGAGAUACCACGUGCUGACCGGGGGCAGGCCUUUCCCGAAAACCACCUCCACCCUCAAAGAGGCUGAGCUGCUCACCUCCCAGUCCUCAGACACAGGGCUCGGGUCUAAGGCUCUGAGCCUGUUGCCAGGGUCUUCUCAGACCGGGGCUGCCUCUGUCCCCUUAAGUCCGUCCGCUUCCACUCUGCUCUGCCCCAAAGCACAAGAGGAAUAUGUGAGUCUGGCAGAGGUCCUCCAGCUGUGCUCCCGCUUGGAUCCCCAUGCUUCUGCCAUCCCCCCCAACACGCAUACCCGGCCCCUGCCUGGCAGCGAGUACGUGACGCUUGAGCAGCUAAAGGCAGCGUGGGGUACCUCGCCUGGACCCCCAGCCCCUGCACCGGGCCUGCCUUCCUGGGCUUCUGCCUCUCGGGACCUCGUUCCCACCAGCAGCCUUGCUCUCGUGCUGCCCUCCUCCUCCUCUGCUUCCAUCAUGCCUUCUCCCAAGAUGGAGAAGCCGCUGCUCCCUGCCAUAGACUUAGAGCAGUGGUACCAGGAGUUGAUGGCCGGGCUGGGGACUGGCCCCGCUGUGGCCUCCCCUCGCUCCUCUCCCCCGCCUCUGCCCGCCAAAGCUUCCCGUCAGCUGCAGGUUUACCGCUCUAAGAUGGAUGGGGAGGCCACCAGUCCCCUGCCCCGGACCCGUAGCGGCCCCCUGCCUUCCUCCUCUGGCUCCUCUUCCUCUUCCUCCCAGCUCAGCGUGGCUACCCUGGGCCGCAGUCCUUCCCCAAAGAGUGCCCUCCUGGCCCAGAAUGGCACGGGCAGCCUUCCGCGCAACCUGGCUGCCACACUGCAGGACAUCGAAACCAAGCGCCAGCUGGCUCUGCAGCAGAAGGGGCAGCAAGUGAUUGAGGAACAGAGGCGACGACUGGCUGAGCUGAAGCAGAAGGCGGCGGCUGAGGCGCAGUGCCAGUGGGAUGCCCUGCAUGGGGCAGCGUCCCUCCCCCCGCUCAUGCACCAUUCCAUCCUGCAUCACCUGCCAGCCGGGCGGGAGCGCGGGGAAGAGGGUGAGCUCGCUUAUGACACGCUGAGCCUGGAGAGCUCAGACAGCCUGGAGACCAGCAUCUCCACAGGGGGCAACUCGGCCUGCUCCCCCGACAACGUGUCCAGUGCCAGCGGUCUGGACAUGGGAAAGAUUGAGGAGAUGGAGAAGAUGUUAAAAGAGGCCCAUGCCGAGAAGAGCCGGCUCAUGGAGUCCAGGGAGCGGGAGAUGGAGCUGAGGCGGCAGGCCCUGGAGGAGGAACGUCGGCGGCGGGAGCAGGUGGAACGGAGGCUCCAGAGCGAGAGUGCCAGGAGGCAGCAGCUGGUGGAGAAGGAGGUCAAGAUGCGGGAGAAGCAGUUUUCCCAGGCACGGCCCCUGACCCGCUAUCUGCCCAUCCGGAAGGAGGACUUUGACCUGAAGACCCACAUCGAGUCAUCAGGCCAUGGCGUGGACACCUGUCUGCACGUGGUACUCAGCAGCAAGGUCUGCCGCGGCUACUUGGUCAAGAUGGGCGGCAAGAUUAAGUCGUGGAAGAAGCGCUGGUUUGUCUUUGACAGGCUGAAGCGCACGCUGUCCUACUACGUGGACAAGCAUGAGACGAAGCUGAAGGGGGUCAUCUACUUCCAGGCCAUCGAGGAGGUGUACUAUGACCACCUGCGCAGUGCAGCCAAGAGCCCCAACCCGGCCCUCACCUUCUGUGUGAAGACCCAUGACCGGCUCUACUACAUGGUGGCCCCGUCGGCAGAGGCCAUGCGCAUCUGGAUGGACGUCAUCGUCACAGGGGCUGAGGGCUACACUCAGUUCAUGAACUGACCGCUGCCGGCUUCUUGGACCCUGCCCUUGGCUGCCUACUGGGCAGGGUGCCGUGAGCAGCUGGGUGCGAGAAAACCGUAGGGUUCUGGAAGGCCCAGAGGCUUUUGGCCCUUUGGAGCCAGCCAGGAACCAAGAGACAAGGAGGGGAGCCCAGAAUUUGCAAUAACUCUCUUGGGUUUCCACCCCAGGCCCUGCCAGGGCAAAGUGGGCCUCCUGCCCUGUCCCCUGUCACCCUGGCUGGCUUCUCCUGCGGAAAGGACACAUGGUACCAGUCUGCCAAAGAUCCCCUCCUGCCUGGCCAGCC